Plasmodium cynomolgi strain B is the source of this 1641-nucleotide messenger RNA. RefSeq names its product translation elongation factor EF-1 subunit alpha. Gene Ontology annotation, molecular function: GTP binding; GTPase activity; translation release factor activity. The record is from RefSeq and is a predicted model, not a curated record. Gene Ontology annotation, biological process: translation. Gene Ontology annotation, cellular component: translation release factor complex. The transcript has 2 exons. NCBI's taxonomy places the organism in Eukaryota, Apicomplexa, Aconoidasida, Haemosporida, Plasmodiidae. The coding region runs from base 1 to 1641 and encodes 546 amino acids.
AUGAAUAAUGAGCCCUUCAGCUUCAACGCGAACGCCCCGUCGUACUACCCCGGAAUGGCCUACCAGGGGGGGGGCGCCCCAGCUAGCCAAGAAGAAAAUGACGCAGACAACGGUUCCUCUUGCCUGGGUACGGAGAACACAGAAGACCCAACAGUAAAUGACGUACAGGAACAAUUAAAAAAAAUGACGAUAAAUGAUGAGCAGCCAGUGGAGAAUUACGAAGAAGAUAGCCCCACGGAAUUGGAUAAAAAAGACCAAGUAGAGGAUUCUCAAGGAGAAAAAACUUCACAAAUAAAAAAAAAUUUGGUUCAAGUUGAUCCCAGACCUCACUUAAACAUUAUUUUUAUUGGACAUGUGGAUGCAGGAAAGUCAACCGCCUGUGGAAAUAUCCUUUACAUUCUCGGGUAUGUGGAUGAUAGGACUAUAGAAAAAUAUGAGCGAGAGGCGAAGGAGAAAAAUAGGGAGAGUUGGUUUUUGGCUUUUAUUAUGGAUAUUAACGAAGAGGAGAGACAGAAGGGGAAAACGGUGGAAGUAGGUAGAGCUCACUUUGAGACGAAGGACAGGAGAUUUACCAUUUUGGAUGCCCCAGGACAUAAGAACUUUAUUCCCAAUAUGAUUAGUGGUGCUACGCAGGCGGAUAUCGGUGUGCUGAUCAUUUCCGCUCGCAAGGGGGAGUUCGAGACGGGCUUCGAGAGAGGAGGCCAGACCCGCGAGCACACGCUGCUUGCGAGGACGCUAGGAAUCAACCAACUCAUCGUGGCCAUCAACAAGAUGGAUGACCCCACGUGCAACUGGAGCGAAGCCCGCUACGACGAAAUACAAAAAAAAAUAACUCCCUUUAUAAAAUCCUGCGGGUACAACAUCAACAAGGAUGUUUAUUUCGUACCCAUCUCGGGACUCACCGGACAGAAUCUUUUAGAACACGUGUCUAAUAAGGAUUCUAAAAUAUAUGAUGCAAGGGCUAGUUGGUAUGAUACAUCUAAGCCAACAUUGAUUCAGAUUUUAAAUACGUUGACUCCCCCCCCCUGGGAUGAAAAGGGACCUCUAAGAAUACCGCUCUUAGAAGGAUACAAAGAUAACGGAAUUAUAGCUAUUGGAAAAAUCGAAUCAGGAACCCUGUACGGAAAUAACAUGAGUUGCACUUUGAUGCCAAAUAAGUUGAAGGUAAAGGUGCUGAAUGUAUACGUGGAGGAGGAUGAAGUUCCUUAUGCUAAGCCUGGAGAAAAUGUUCGAGUAAAGCUGUUAGGUGUUGAAGAGGAUCAAAUAAGUAAAGGGUUUGUUCUGUGCGAUUCGUUGAACCUGUGCUCUGUUGUUAGUGAGUUUAUUGGACGAGUAGCCAUUGUGGAAUUACUUGAACAUAAGCCAAUCGUGACAGCUGGAUAUUUCUGUAUCUUCCAUGCCCAUACCACUUGUGAGGAAAUUCAAUUCCUUGAUAUGUUGGAGGUUAUAGAUAAAAAAACGAAAAAGAAAAAAAUUAAACCAAAAUUUAUUAAAAAUGACUGUAUCGUUACUGCCCACUUUUUACUCUCCAACCCUGUGUGCAUAGAAGUGUUUGACAAGCUUCCGCAACUGGGGAGGUUUACCCUGCGGGACCAAGGCAAAACCAUAGCCAUAGGGAAGAUACUGGAGUUAAAGGGGUGA